Hansenula ciferrii is the source of this 441-nucleotide messenger RNA. RefSeq names its product Bud20p (gene BUD20). The record is from RefSeq and is a predicted model, not a curated record. Gene Ontology annotation, molecular function: nucleic acid binding; zinc ion binding. NCBI's taxonomy places the organism in Eukaryota, Fungi, Ascomycota, Saccharomycetes, Phaffomycetales, Wickerhamomycetaceae. The coding region runs from base 1 to 441 and encodes 146 amino acids. The transcript has a single exon.
AUGGGCAGAUAUUCAGUCAAGAGAUAUAAAACCAAGAGAAGAACAAGAGAUUUAGAUUUAAUAUAUAAUGAUUUAUCAACUCCAGAAUCUAUAUUAAAAUUAAAAGAUUCACCAUUAGAUGAAUAUAAAAUUGGUAUGGGUCAAUUUUAUUGUAUUCAUUGUGCAAAAUAUUUUGAAGAUGAUUAUUCUAUUAAAGCUCAUUAUAAAUCUAAGAUUCAUAAAAGAAGGGUUAAGGCAAUUAACGAAAGACCUUAUACAAACUUGGAGAGUGAAGCUGCAAGUGGGAACAAUUUAGAAAAAUUUUUAAAAAGUGUUGAAGUUCAUAAAGCAAGAAAAGCGAAUGAAGAAUUACAUAAAGAUGAAAUUGAAAAAUUGUGUAAAACUGAUCAUCCAAAAUUGAUUGGUGUUACUAAUGAAGAUGAAGUUGAAAUGAAGGAAUAG